GCGGCUGUGCGCUCGGGCCGCCGCGAGCAUGGGGCUGUGUCCGAGGUGGCGGCGGCUGUGGCCCCCCGGGCUAGGAGCCUGCGGGCUACACACGGCGGCGGCGCCGGCCCUUCCGCGCCGGCUGGCGGAGCGUCUCGGCCUCUUCGAGGAGCUGUGGGCCGCGCAGGUGGAGCGGUUGGCCCGCCAGGCCCAGCGGGGACGCCGGCCCAUCAGGGUCUCGCUGCCCGGGGGCCAGGCGGUGGACGCGGUGGCCUGGAGCACGACGCCUUACCAGAUCGCCCGGCGCAUCAGCCCGACCCUGGCCGAGACCGCGGUGGCGGCGCGGGUGAACGGGGAGCCCUUCGACCUGGAGCGGCCCCUGGAGACGGACUGUGACCUCGGGUUUCUGACUUUCGCUUCUGCAGAGGGGAAAGCAGUGUUCUGGCACUCCAGCGCCCACGUCCUGGGGGCGGCGGCCGAGCAGCAGCUCGGCGCGGUGCUGUGCCGAGGUCCGAGCACGGAGUGCGGCUUCUACCACGACUUCUUCCUGGAAAAGCAGCGGACAGUUCGGGGCUCGGAGCUGCCAGCCUUGGAGCGCCUCUGCCAGGAACUUGCGGCCGCUGCUCGGCCCUUCCGGAGGCUACAGGUUUCCCAGGAGCAGCUUCGUCAGCUCUUCAAGGAUAACCCCUUCAAGCUCCGCGUGAUCGAGGAGAAGGUGACAAGUCCAACAGCAACGGUCUAUGGGUGUGGCUUGCUGGUCGAUCUUUGCCGGGGCCCCCACCUUCGCCAUACGGGACAGAUCGGAGGCCUGAAGCUCUUAACAGUCAGUGGUGCGGGCAGGGCGGCUCCAGCCCGCUGGGGUCGGGCAGGGAAUGGGCAGGUGGUGGUCUCGUGGCCUUUUUCUGUUCUGGUAGCUAGCGGGGAAAGCCAGAGGAGAAAGGUCCUGCGUCCCUGCCUCCCAGACACGCCCAGUCUGCUGGCAGGUGCUGGUCGCCCUGCCGGGACCCAGAAGCCAGUUCAGAUUCCAGACUCAGGCGUCAGUGCUGAGGGAGGUGAAGCUGGGGGUGGACAGGCUGGACAGACCCCAUACCCCAACCUCAGCCUGAUGUUCGCCCACCGACCCAGAUCCUGGCGGGAGCUGCCCCUGCGGCUGGCGGACUUCGGGGCCCUGCAUCGGGCCGAGGCCUCGGGCGGUCUGGGGGGCCUGACCCGGCUGCGGUGCUUCCAGCAGGACGACGCCCACAUCUUCUGUGCUCUGGACCAGCUGGAGGCGGAGAUCCGGGGCUGUCUCGAUUUCCUGCGCUCGGUCUACUCCGUCCUGGGCUUCUCCUUCCGCCUGGCGCUGUCCACACGGCCGUCUGGCUUCCUGGGGGAGCCUCGCCUCUGGGACCAAGCGGAGCAGCUGCUUCAGCGGGCCCUGGAGGAGUUCGGGGAGCCCUGGGACCUCCGCCCCGGAGAUGGGGCCUUCUACGGGCCCAAAAUUGACGCGCACCUGCACGACGCCCUGGGUCGGCCCCAUCAGUGCGGGACAGUCCAGCUCGACUUCCAGCUGCCCCUGCGCUUUGACCUCCAGUACAAGGGGCAGGCGGGGGCCCUGGAGCGUCCGGUCCUCAUUCACCGAGCAGUGCUGGGCUCCGUGGAGCGGAUGCUGGGCGUGCUGGCGGAGAGCUGCGGGGGGAAGUGGCCCCUGUGGCUGUCCCCCUUCCAGGUGGCCGUCAUCCCAGUGGGCACCGAGCAGGAGGCAUAUGCCAGGGAGGUACAACAGAGCCUGAAGGCCGCGGGACUGGCCGGCGACCUGGACGCCGACUGUGGACUCACCCUCGGCCGCAGGGUCCGCCGGGCCCAGGUCGCCCACUACAAUUUCCAGUUCGGUGAGUGACAGGGUUGCAGAGCC
Molecule: messenger RNA, 1873 nt
Organism: Condylura cristata (star-nosed mole)
Lineage: Eukaryota; Metazoa; Chordata; Mammalia; Eulipotyphla; Talpidae
Gene: TARS2
Product: threonyl-tRNA synthetase 2, mitochondrial (putative)
Exons: 14
Coding region: 29-1858 (609 amino acids)
Biological process (GO): threonyl-tRNA aminoacylation
Cellular component (GO): cytoplasm; mitochondrion
Molecular function (GO): threonine-tRNA ligase activity; ATP binding
Source: RefSeq, a predicted model, not a curated record